AUGUCUUGUGAACACGAACACACACACAGCCACGGCCACGGCCAUGGUCAUGAUGACAGCGACCACUCGCAUGUUGCCCCCAUUCCAACUUCCGCUGCUCAAUCGCUUUUGGGCAAAAUAGACCUUCCUCACAUCACUGCCCUAAAUGCUGCCAAUCCACCAGACGAGAUUAGCCAGAUCUUCCGUAAACCAGAAUCCAAGUAUGUCAUCAAGCCGAUCGUCAAGUCGGACUGUGACUCGCAAUUGAUCCUCAACAUCCCGUUCCUCAAUGCUUCCAUCAAGCUAUUCUCAAUCAUCCUAAGAACCAAUGGGGAGGACCACUGCCCCAAAACCAUCAAGUUGUUCAAGAAUGACAACCUGGUGGACUUUGACAACGUCGAGAGCAAAAAAGCCACUUUUGAGCUUCAUCAUCCCCACGUUGGCGCCCGGUACGAAGACGACGAUGUUCCAGAGUCAUUAGAGGAGGAGGACAGCUUUGUCGAACACUUUCUCCCCAGACACGUAUUCACCGGGGUCCAACAGUUGACGGUCUUCGUCAAAGACGUGUACGACGAAGAGGGCGAAGGGGACGAAGAUGGAGAGUCCCACCUUUUGUAUAUAGAGUUGAGGGGAGAAUUCACAGAAUUGUCCAGGGACCCGGUAGUGACCAUUUACGAGAGUGCUGCCAAUCCUGCCGACCACAAGAAUUUGAUGAUGGAGGAGUCAAUGAACUACCAGAUGAACUAG
Suhomyces tanzawaensis NRRL Y-17324 is the source of this 726-nucleotide messenger RNA. RefSeq lists its product as uncharacterized. The record is from RefSeq and is a predicted model, not a curated record. NCBI's taxonomy places the organism in Eukaryota, Fungi, Ascomycota, Pichiomycetes, Serinales, Debaryomycetaceae. The coding region runs from base 1 to 726 and encodes 241 amino acids. Gene Ontology annotation, cellular component: nucleus. The transcript has a single exon.